Molecule: messenger RNA, 14160 nt
Organism: Xyrichtys novacula (pearly razorfish)
Lineage: Eukaryota; Metazoa; Chordata; Actinopteri; Labriformes; Labridae
Source: the annotation of a GenBank genome assembly
CUACAUUACCCACAAUCCCUUCCGUCUCAUUUCCUGUCUGGGUUACACGUAGCAUCGCCGCUGUGUUUCGGAGCUUCAGUGCAGGAAAAAUAACUCUAAAAACGGCGUUUAAAGAAUCAGUUUUAUGGUUUACAGUUAUUAUUCGCUUUUAUUAACCCGUCCUUCCUAUAAUGGCUGUAUUCAGCCGUAUGUGUAGGCCUAGCUAGGUCAUCGGGAUAGUUAGCAGGGGCUUGUGUUGUUUAUAUUCAGAGAUGUAUACUUUAUUAUCAGGUUUAUAUAAGUACAUGUUCCAGAAGGAUGAGUUCUGUAUCCUCAUCCUGGGACUGGAUAAUGCGGGGAAAACGGUGAGUACAUUCAUAUAUCGGCUUAUUUUGGUUUAUCACUGCCGUUUAAACUCGACUGUUUUUGCUAAUAGCUGUGAUAUUUCAGCACGUUGCUUCUGUUAUCCCUUCAUCUUUCACAAAAUAACUGUCUUUUCUCACAGUUCUUUGUUUCGUUAGAACAAAGCGGUCAAUCUAAACUUCACUGCUAAACCGUCCACCUGAGAUUCUGUUGCACGCCUAUUCUUUUAAUGACUGUAGCCACUGUAGGUGAAGCAUAGCUGUGUCCGAAAUGGAAAAACUCAAUCCCUAACCCCUGACCCCCAUAUGGAAUUUCACUAUGGCCGUGUCUCAUUUCAGAAACGGCACCUUCGAACGGCGCAUUCGAAGUGUGCGUGAGGUCAUCACGCGGCACGAACGGUGUCCCAUUUGGCACGGAAUGCAAAGCGCGCUUCAAAUUCGGUCUCAAAACCACACUACCCCCGCCCCUUUUCCGAGCGUGCAUUUAUGCCAUAGACUGUAUACGCUAUGGACAACCUGGUUCCGCCUACCGCCUGUAUAAGGAUUUGAAGCCAAAAAGCUCUCGGUAUUUCCGGGAUUUUUCUUCAUUUCCUGAAACCAGCGCUGUGCAGUAGCGUUGUGCGCAUUCGGCUGCGCAGUCACAGAGAGUCACUGUGAUGACGCUCUGCUCAAACAGCGUAUCCCACGGGAGAGCUACUCAAUCCCUGAACGCCCAUAGGCUGUAUCAGGUGUCAAUCAAAGAAAACAUGAACCCCCUAAUAACUUUUAAAAACGGAGCUUCACAGAAAAAAGAUGACUUGAGCACAAACCAGUCUUACAAUAACUACAUGUCAACAUCACAAGCAGGGGGGAGAAAAAUUUAUGUUCUGUGUAAUAAAUUUCUAAAGUUGGUCCACAGCCCCGUAAGCUUUGCUGGCGGAGGCAGGAUUUAUGACCUAUACUGCAGCCCAUCAACAGAGGGUGCUGUUCUCGGAGUGGCUUCACCCAGCGAGGAGGCAGACGGCGUCCAUUCUAUAUACAGUCUAUGAUUUAUGCACGCUUUCGUGCCGUUGGUAUCCCAGAAUUCUUUGCGUGCCGCUGUACAGCUGCACAUUUCAGGUGAGAGGCCGGACUCGCUUAGAGACGCAGCGCGUCUUCAAAGAAAAUAAAGGAAAUUCAAAAACAGCAGACAGUCAGCUCCUCAGGCUGCAUGAGCGCAUGAUCUCUUAACUCACUAAAAUCUGCAAACCAAACAUUAUACUCUUUAGAGACGAACUGAUCCGCUCUGCUACCACAAUCAAAAACAUUAGACAUAAGAAAGCUGACAAAACUACAGCAGAGUAUCAUUGACACACUGAGUUUUUUUUUUUAAAGAUUUAGAGAUUAAAGUUGUAAACUUGGGAGAAUAAAGUUAUCAAGUAAAUAAAGUCAUAAAUCUGCUUUUGUGGAGGAGGAAAUGGCUGAAGCUGGUCAUCUGCAGGGUUAUCGGUGAAUGUAUCAUUGGGUCAUUCAGAAAGUUUUUGUGGUUUCUGAAGAAACAAUCCAACUGAUGAUCAACAUUUGCGAUCCAGAGGAAGUCAAGCUCCGAUGAGCACCACGUCUCUGACACCGGCGGUAACCUACACCUGCAGAGACACCAACGCCUUAGUAUGGCAUAUGGAUUCAUAUCAUAAACUAAAGCUCAAUGCCAUUCAUGGAUAUUUACGGCUGCAUUGACAGAUAUAUCCGCAGCAUAUCCAUUUCUGCCGCCACAAAAGCAGCGAUUUCCUUCAAGUACACCUGUUUUUUCCCCCGUGGAAAAGACGUAUUUCUCAUAUAUUCUUUUUUAAGUCUUUAUACUUGUGACAAUGUAAUGCUGAUGUGCCAAAGGAUGAAGUGUAUCCUUGUUUGUGAAACCUAUAAUGAAGCACAGUUCCUUUAAAUACUUCAUGGCCCUAAUUUUAACAACUCUCCUUUGAAAAAACAGGUAACCAUAUGACUUUAUUCUUAUAAAUGAAUGACUUUAUUCUCGUAAAUUCACGAAUUAAAUCUCAAAGUCUUUAAAAAAAAUUCUCAAUAUGGCCCUCAUACUUCUUCAUACAAAACAUGCAAUCACUGGAUGAAUUUUGUGGGAAUGAUCUGUGCUUGUAUAUAUCUACUGUUUUGUAUCUGUGCAAGGUCGCACAAUUAAAAAUAUCUGCUGCGCUCUGAUGGUUUUCUUCAAGUCAGUCAUGACGCGGGUCUGAGGGCGGGGACAUUUGGCGACUCAACCAGGAAUUCCUCUUAGGGGUAGUGUGUUCCAUUUCACAAAAACCGGACCAUCUCACCCAGGGUACUCAAGUCUACAUAACGGCAGCACGCUCAGCCUAAUGUGGUCUCUAAAAUGAGACACAGCCUCAGGGGCGGGGAUAGUGUGGUUUUGAGACCGAAUUUGAAGCACACUUAGCAUUCUGUGUCAAAUGGGACACCGUUUGCGCCGCGUGAUGACCUCACGCACACUUCAAAUGCGCCGUUCGAUGGUGCGGUUACUGAAAUGAGACACGGCCACCCUCAAAAUGGUGCUAACCCUCAUAUAGUCACCGAUAUAGGGGUUAGGGAUCCAUAUCGGACACUGGGGCUGUGUCUCAUUUCAGAGACCGCAUCAGGCUGAGCGCGCUUCGCUGUGUGCACUGCCGUUUUGUGCCCUGAGUGAGAUGGUCCGGUUUUUGUGAAAUGGGACAGACUACCCUUCAGAGGACUUCCUGGUUGAGUCGCCAAAUGUCCCUGCCCUCAGGCUCACGUCAUGACUGACUUGAAGAAAAGCUGCGGAGCGCAACAGUUAUUUUUUAAUUGUGCGACCUUGCACAGACACAAAACAAUAGAUACAUACAAGCACAGAUCAUUUCCACAAAAUUCAUCCAGUGAUUGCAUGUUUUGUAUGAAGGAGUCUAAGGGCCCAUAUUGAGAGUUUUUUAAAGACUUCAAGAUUAAAAUUUUGAAUUUAUGAGAAUAAGUCAUUAAUUUAUGAGAAUAACGUCGUACGGUUCCCUGUUAUUUCAAAGGAGAAUUAGUGCUGGGCGAUAUGGAAAAAAAAUGUAUAUCACGAUAUGGAUCAUUUUAUAUCACGAUAACGAUAUAUAUCACGAUAUAGCUAUGGUAUGCUUUAAGUUCUAGGAAAAAUUAAAGUGUAUACAGCUGCACUAGUACCAGUACAAGACCAGCACUUAAAACUAGAAAAAUGAAUAAAUAAAUACGUGGCUGAAGUGCGUUCAUGUCUGUGCUCACCCAAAGUUAUGCAACACUCACAGAAAACGCCGAUAGUGUGAGCCAAAGCACCCCAUAAUAGUAGUAAUAAUAAUAAUAAUAAUAAUAAUAAUAAUAAAUUUAAUUUGUAAUGCACUUUACAUUUACAAAAAAUCUCUAAGUGCUACAGUACACAGUAAAAAAAGAGCAGCAACAAUAAAAAAAGCAAUAGAAUGACAGUCACAGAUUGGCAUAAAAAAAAGAAUUAAAAAAAUAAAAAAUACAGAGUUGCAAUGUAAGAGGCAAGGUAGUAAAAGCAUAAAGCAUAGAGGAAAACUAACUAAAGGCUUUAUUUAAAAGGUAGGUCUUUGAAGAGGUUGUUCACACUGCUAGAUGUUUCUCCUCCAAAGCUGCUCUCUGCCUCCAUCAUUGUUUACUUUACUCUUGAAGCACGUAGGAAGACCCGAGCAUGAAUCCGAGCGCUUUAUUCGCCUAUCAGGGGCAGACAGGUAAGGUGAUUUGAUUCGCCACGACUCCAGAAAUGAUUGAAAAACUACAGAAUGUCACAAAAUUACGUUUCCUCGCUGCUGGCUUGAAGGGUAGAAAUGCGCAGCCGCGCUCCUAGCUGACAGGAAGUCAAACCACUGUUGUAGUUCUUUUGUGUUGCUAGCGCGGUCAAGAGUGUUGGCUCUCACUGAGAGAUGACUACAAAAAUGGACGCACCUGUUCAUCUGGUUGUUAAACACGGCUGAAAAUGAUCAUCUUUUAAUGUUGUUCCCGCUCCUGCCCACUCCCGUUGCUUUUUUUCCCGUCCCGUCCCGAUCAAGGGAUUAAUUAAAAAAUGACUCCCAUCCCGUGGGAUUCCCGCGGGAAUCACGUGACCCACGAAUUCCCGAAAAAUGUCAUCCUCUACAGGGAAGGUCCCGGAGCAGAUGAAACAGGUGCCGGAGCGGCUGAAAUAGGUCCCGGAUCCGAUCAAAAGAGGUCCCGGAUCGCGCUCUGACUUGCUCCAGCACAAAUUAAGCACUGCUUACAAUGAUCCCCUCACGUGUGUAACCCAGGUAACCCGCAACGGCGGGAGACGCUGGACACGAAGAGGGCACGUAAAGCGGCGUCAUGUCGCAAAAUCGAAAGAGAAAUGCGAGCCUACAUGUCAACGCAUACUUUUCUUUGUAAGAAAAUAUUGUUUUCUUUCCCGUUCGACACCAAAUACACUUACUGAAUGUGCAAUUAUUGUUGUUGUUACUAUGAAUCAUCUGAUGGCACAAGCCCUAUGGAUAAAAUACAGCCUAUCGCCCGAAACGAUAAAAAUAAAAAUGGCACGAUAGACAUUUUCUAUCGUGCCCACGAUAUCUAUCGUCCUAUCGCCCAGCACUAAAGGAGAAUUGUUAAAAUUAGGGCCAUGAAGCAUUUGAAGGAACUGUGCUUCAGUAUAGGUUUCACAAACAAGGAGAUACUUCAUUCUUAAGCACAUCAGCAUUACAUUGUCAUAAGUAUAAGGACUUCAAAAAGAAUAUAUAAGAAAUGCGUCUUUUCCAUGGAAAAAUAAAAACAAACAGGUGGACUUGAAGGAAAUCGCUGCUUUUGUGGAGGCAGGUGUAGGUUACCGCCGGUGUCAGAGACGUGGGCCCAAUCCCAAACUUCCCACACUCGCCCUUCACCACCGAGUGUCACUCGUAAUGAAGUUACACUUGCAGCUGUGGAGUGCGCCUCAAUUGAAAUGGGAGGGUAUAAACUAGGGCUGCAACGAUUAGUCGACGUAAUUGAUUACGUCGACACGACAAAUUAAUCGACGCGAAAACGACGCGUCGUGUUAUUGUUGUUAAGAAUCACAUGCCGGCGCCUCAUGCUCAUCUAUAACUGCAGUGCACUACAGGAUGUGCUGGGGGCAGUAGCGCUCGCUGUUUACAUCCCGCGAGUAAACACAGAAGAAGAGUGCACACAUUAUGGCAGGACAAACCGAAAAAGACGCUCCAAAACGCCGACCCAAAACUUCCAAAGUUUGGAAACAUUUUACGGAGAACAAACCAAAAAAACACGUUGAUCAAAGCUCAGCUUUCCUACAAUGGCAGCACCACGGCGAUGCAUGAGCACCUGAAACGCUGACACCCCGGAAAUAGGUGUUUAUAAACAAAGAAGACAGUGAUUAAUCGUGAUUAAUCGGACGACUAGUCGGACAACUAGUCGACAAAAAAAUAGUCGUUAGUUGCAGCACUAGUAUAAACAAGACGGGCAGGUAUGGGACACCCUCCUCACUCCAUUGGAAAACAGAGAGAUUCAUCGCCAUAGCAACAUAAAGAUGCGUCCUGUGCAAGGCAGCGUUUUAUAAGUAAACAGACAUCAUGUACAGUUCUGAGCCGCACCGGCUGCCUUGUUUCUUCAUCCUCCCAGUAAAAUCAUAAAUCCAGUAACCAUUACAGUGACAGGAGCUAAAUUACACUUCUACGUCUCUGAACCCCUUUGCUAUUUGACAUGUGCCUGCACAAUCAAAACAAAUGUCAGCACAGAGUACAAUUUCAGCGUUUCAUUUGAUCGUUUCAAACCACGUCUUCUGUGAUUUUUUUUUGUUUUUUUUCAGUUCGACAAAGGUGGACACAUACGGAACUUAUAUUUGUAUGUUGUUUCCUCCUCCUCCAUUUUUGCCGGCACACUAACUGCAAAUCCUGUCGUGAGUGAGCAUCCGUGCAGACUCGCUAUUGAAGGGCUGAACAGUCCACUCGCCCUCCUCACUCUGUGGUUUGGGAUUGGGCCAUAGUGCUUGCCGGAGCUCGACUCCCUCUGGAUCACAAAUGUUGAUCAUCGGUUGGAUUGUUUCUUGAAAAACCACAAAAGCUCCCUGAAUGACCUGCUGAUACAUCCACCGAUAACCCUGCAGUUGACCAGUUCAGCCCUUUCCCCCUCUACCCAGGCAGCUUUAUGACUUUAUAUACUUUAUGACUUUAUUCUCCUAAAUUUACUACUUUAAUCUCUAAAUCUCUAAAAAAAAAAAACUUGAUGUGUCCCUGAUACUCUGAUGUAGUUUUGUCAGCUUUCUUAUUUCUAAUGUUUUUGAUUGUGGUAGCAGAGCGGAUCAGUUCGUCUCUAAAGAGUAUAAUGUUUGGUUUGCAGAUUUUAGUGAGUUAAGAGAUCAUGCGCUCAUGCAGCCUGAGGAGCUGACUGUUUUUGGAUUUCUUUUAUUUUCUUUGAAGACGCGCUGCAUCUCCAAGCAAGUCCAGCCUCUCACCCGGAAUGCGCAGCUGAACAGUAGCACGCAAAGAAUUUGCACACUUCAAAUGCGCCGUUCAAUGGUGCAGUCGUUGAAAUGAGACACAUCCAAAGACUGUAUGAAGAAGUCUAUGAGGUGAAGCAGUGAAAUUGGUGUACUGUAAUGAACAAUAUACUGCGCAGUAUCUCAAAAGACAUUUAAAAUGAAAUCACAAAGGAUUAGUUUAGUCCCUGUAGCAGGCACUGAGAUGUGUCAGAGUAUUUAAGUUAUGAGUAAACAAACAUGUUUGUAUUUGUUUAUUGAAAUAAAGCUGGUCACUUUAAAAUGCACUAGAACAAGUAAAUAUGAAGAGUGGACUCGGUAACUUAAAAUACACAGGUCAUCAGAAGGAAACAGGGCUUGGGAUCUGAAAGUGGAUUUGUUUUUAAUUCAGAGGCUUUGGGGGGUGAUUUAAGUAUAGAUGUAUGUAUGUAUGUAUGUAUGUAUGUAUGUAUGUAUGUAUGUGUAUGUAUGUAUGUAUGUAUGUAUGUAUGUAUGUAUGUAUGUUUGUAUGUAAGUACGUACGUACGUACUGGCCAGGGUGGGCAGGAGAAGACCUUAUAUAUGAUUAUUAGCAUAUUCAGGUCAGUGUAUUUUGUAAAGCAUGUUUCAUGACUAUAAACUCAGUGAGUGCUGUAGGACAUUUAACAGCAACAAAGUAAACAAUGAACUUCAGCUGACUCUGGCAGGAUUUUCCAUUUUGUCUGAAAUGAACUCUUUUACCUUGAUAAAUGAAUGUCUCAUGCUUUUAUUAGUGUUUAAUAUCAACUUUAUUAUUAUAACACAUCUUUAAAACCAAUAUUUACUCAGCAGCACUUAGUCAGACAAAGCAAAGGUCUGACCUCAGGAGAAUACCAGAACCAACAGGUGACAGUGAGGCCAGAGAGAGCAGAGCUGAGAUUAUUCAAACAAUUAUGAACAAAAUACAAUGUGCAAAAGGUCAUUAAAGUAAAUGAACAGAUUUAAAUGUUAGACCGAUCCUCAACAACAGCAGGGCCAGAAAUCACAAAUCAGCAAAUAAAGACACAGUGUUGACUCUUUUUAAUGGAGCCUCCUUCAUAGAAGACUUGAUCCGAUUUUACAUCUGCUGCAUCUGUAAACAUGUUGGCUCCGGUCUUCUCUGUUUGUUCCUGAUAAUCUCUCUGCAGACGUUUCUGGAGCAGACCAAAACAAAGUUCAGUAAAAGCUAUAAGGGGAUGAACUUAUCAAAGAUCACUACCACCGUGGGCCUCAACAGUAAGUGCACGUUUGUCACAGUUUACUGCCCAUGGAUCAUGUUUUCAGAGUCCUCCUGUUGUGUACAGUAAACUCAUCUCUGUUCAGCUCCUCUCCACCUGUGAUCUCUCCUGAUGCUGCCUGUUUGAAGGACUUCACCAGGAGUGUAUCUCCUCCUGCUGCUUUCUGAUGUCUCUCUGAUUUCUGGUUCUCCACAGUCGGUACAAUUGACGUGGGGAAGGCUCGGCUGAUGUUCUGGGAUCUGGGCGGUCAGGAGGAGCUGCAGUCUCUGUGGGACAAAGUGAGUCACAAAAACAACAUGUAUAUAUAAUGUGGAUAUUAACCCCUGAGACAGACUCUUUCAAAUCUCCAUUUAGACAAUAUUUCUGAGACACAGGCUUUUAUUCUGAAAGGACACCAGAUCAGGAAAAGGGCUUCAACAUGCAGCUGCUGAAGAACCAGAUUAAAUGUGUGUGUUGGUGUGUUCACCCUCUCUCAUUUCUGCGUGUGCUACUUCUUCUUCAUGUUUAGUACUAUGCUGAGUCUCAUGGAAUCAUCUAUGUGAUUGACUCCACUGAUGAGGAGCGUCUGUCCGAAUCAAAGGAUGCCUUCGGUGAGUGACCCGCCCUCACCUCACGACUCAGGGUCUGCCUGGGUCACAUCCAGGAGACUGACGCUCAUCCGGCUGUGACUGUUCUCCUGUUAACCUGCAGAGGGCGAGCUUUCAUUGGUUAACAGCAGAUAUUCACAACUGUGAUUGGGGGGGGCUGUCUGUCUCCAAUAAUCUGAAGUCAGGCCCGUUAUCAGUAAACGUCUGUUGCACACGUCCUCCUGGUCUCUUCAACAUUGGCAUGUUAUUGAUAUUUAAUUGUGCAUCACUGUUGUGUGAAAUUGUGGUUCUGCUUGUCUCAUUGCAGAGAAGAUGAUCAGCAGUGAGGCAUUAGAAGGCGUCCCUCUCCUCGUGCUCGCCAACAAGCAGGAUGUCCCGGUAUGAACAUCAUCUGUUUGAUUGAACCCUGACUCUCCUCAUUCCUUCAAAGGUCUUCAGUUAACUCUGGAUCCAUGAGAUGAUUAUUUUGACCUGCUGUGUGUUUGCUCUCUCCUCAGAACUGUCUGUCUGUGCCCGACAUUAAAACGGCGUUCAGUGACUCCGCCCCCAAAAUUGGAAAGAGGGACUGUCUGGUACAGCCAUGCACAGCGCUAACAGGGUGAGACUGAGCUUCCUGAUCAUCAAAUCCACCCUCACAGCAUUAGUCUCUGAUUUCUGAUCAGGUCCAGAUUUUGAUCAUAAAACAUGUCUUAAUGGUAGAGCCCAUCCCUGAGCUACAGAGGCCCUGAAGGGUCAGCAGCUUAAAGCACUGAAUGACCAGGAAAACAUUAAGACUGCAAGGAAAAAAAACAUUUAAAGAAAGACAGAAAAUUUUCAAAAAUGUUUCAUGAAACAAAAACAGAUUUUGAAAGAAUUAAAAAGAAAAUACUCUUGUGCUUCAAGAUGAAUUUUUGCAUCUUGUGAAAUGUUUUGCAAUUUUAAUUUGUUUCUGAGUUUCAAAAAAAUAUUCUUUUUUUCUGUCUCCUUCAGACCUUCUCAGACCCUCUGAGGCUCUUUUAGACUCCCUUAGGCCUUCUCAGACUCUCUGAGACUUGUUUCAGACUCUCUCUCAGACCCUCUAAGACUCUCUGAAACCCUUGCAGACCUUCUCAAACUCCUUCAGACCCUCUGAGACUCUCUGAAACCCAUUUAGACUCUCUCUGACAAUCUGAAACUCAUUCAGACUCACUCCGAACUUCUCAGACCUUCUCAGACUUCCUCAGACCCUCUGAAACCCUUGCAGACCUUCUCAGACUCUCUCAGAUCCUCUGAGACUCUCUGAAACCCUUUUAGACUUUCUCAGACUCCCUCAGACCUUCUAAGAGUCUUAAAAACCCUUUCAGACUGUUUCAGACCCUCUAAGGCUCUCUUACAUCCUUUCAGACUCUCUGAGACCCUCUGAGAAUCUCUGAAACCCUUUCACACUGUCUCAUACUCCCUUAGAACCUCUGAGGCUUUCUGAAACCUUUCAGACUCUCUCUCACAGUCUGAAACUCUGUAAGACCCACUCAGACCUUCUUAGACUCCCUCAGACCCUCUGAGACUCUCUGAAACCCUUUCAGACUCUUUUAGACCUUCUGAGACUCUCUGAAACCCUUGCAGACCUUCUCAAUCUCCCUCAGACCCUCUGAGACUCUUUGAAAUCCUUUCAGACUCUCUUAGACCCUCUGAGACACUCUGAAACCCUUGCAGAAUCUUUCAGACUCCCUCAGAGCCUCGGAAGCUCUCUGAAACCCUUUCAGACUCUUUCAGACUCCCCAAGACCCUCUGAGACCCUGUAAAACCCUUUCAAACUCCCUCAGACCCUCUGAGACUCUCUGAAAUCCUUUUAGACUCUCUGAAACCCUUUCAGACUCUUUCAGACUCCCCCAGACCAUCUGAGACUCUCUGAAACCAUUUCAGUCUGUCUCAGACUCUCUCUCAGACCCUCUGAAACUCUCUGAAACCCAUUAAGACUCUCUCUGACAAUCUGAAACUCAUUCAGACUCACUCAGACCUUCUUAGACUCCCUCAGACCCCUAGAGACUCUCUUAAACCCUUUCAAACUUUCUCAGACUCCUUUCGACCCUCUGAGGCUUUCUGAAACCUUUCAGACUCUCUCUCACAGUCUGAAACUCUGUAAGACCCACUCAGACCUUCUUAGACUCCCUCAGACCCUCUGAGACUCUCUGAAACCCUUUCAGACUCUUUUAGACCCUCUGAGACUCUCUGAAACCCUUGCAGACCUUCUCAAUCUCCCUCAGACCCUCUGAGACUCUUUGAAAUCCUUUCAGACUCUCUUAGACCCUCUGAGACACUCUGAAACCCUUGCAGAAUCUUUCAGACUCCCUCAGAGCCUCGGAAGCUCUCUGAAACCCUUUCAGACUCUUUCAGACUCCCCAAGACCCUCUGAGACCCUGUAAAACCCUUUCAAACUCCCUCAGACCCUCUGAGACUCUCUGAAAUCCUUUUAGACUCUCUGAAACCCUUUCAGACUCUUUCAGACUCCCCCAGACCAUCUGAGACUCUCUGAAACCAUUUCAGUCUGUCUCAGACUCUCUCUCAGACCCUCUGAAACUCUCUGAAACCCAUUAAGACUCUCUCUGACAAUCUGAAACUCAUUCAGACUCACUCAGACCUUCUUAGACUCCCUCAGACCCCUAGAGACUCUCUUAAACCCUUUCAAACUUUCUCAGACUCCUUUCGACCCUCUGAGGCUUUCUGAAACCCAUUAAGACGUUCUCAGACUCCCGCAGACCCUCUGAGAGUCUCUGAAACUCUUUCAGACUGUCUCAGACUCCCCCAAUCCCUCUGAAACCCUUUCAGACUAUCUCUGACACUCUGAAACUCAUUAAGACUCACUUAGACCUUUUCAGACUCCCUCAGACCCUCUGAGACUCUCUGAAACCCUUUCAGUCUGUCUCAUACUCCCUUAGACCCUCUGAGGCUUUCUGAAACCCUUUCAGACUCUCUCUCACAGUCUGAAACUCUGUAAGACCCACUCAGACCUUCUCAGACUCCCUCAGACCCUCUGAGACUCUCUGAAAUCCUGUCAGACUCUCUCAGACCCUCUGAAACCCUUGCAGACCUUCUUAGACUCCCUCAGACCCUCUGAUACUCUCUGAAACCCUUUUAGACUUUCUCAGGCUCCCUCAGACCCUCUAAGACUCUUUAAAACCCUUUCAGACUGUUUCAGACCCUCUAAGGCUCUCUGACAUCCUUUCAGACUCCCUCAGACCCUCUGGGACACUCUGAAACCCUUUCAGACCUUCUCAGACUCCCCCAGACCCUCUGAGACUCUCUGAAACCCUUUCAGUCUGUCUCAGACUCUCUCUCAGACCCUCUGAAACUCUCUGAAACCCAUUAAGACUCUCUCUGACAAUCUGAAACUCAUUCAGACUCACUCAGACCUUCUUAGACUCCCUCAGACCCCUAGAGACUCUCUUAAACCCUUUCAAACUUUCUCAGACUCCUUUCGACCCUCUGAGGCUUUCUGAAACCCAUUCAGACGUUCUCAGACUUCCGCAGACCCUCUGAGAGUCUCUGAAAUGAUUUCAGACUGUCUCAGACUCCCCCAAUCCCUCUGAAACCCUUUCAGACUAUCUCUGACACUCUGAAACUUAUCAAGACUCACUCAGACCUUCUCAUACUCUCUCAGACCCUCAGAGACUCUCUAAAACCCUUUCGGACUCCCUCAGACCCUCUGAGACUCUCUAAAACCCUUUCAGACUCCAUCAGUCCCUCUGAGACUCUCUGAAACCCUUUCAGUCUGUCCCUGACACUCUGAAACUCAUUAAUACUCACUCAGACCUUCUCAGACUCCCCCAGACCCUCUGAGGCAUUCUGAAACCCUUUUAGACUCUCUCUGACACUCUGAAACUCUGUAAGUAUCACUCAGACCUUCUCAGACUCCCUUAGACCCUCUGAGACUCUCUGAAAUCCUUUCAUACACCUCAGACCCUCUGAAAUCCUUUCAGACACCUCAGACCCUCUGAGACUCUCUGAAACCCUUUCAGACUCUCUCUGAUGCUCUGAAACUCAUUAAGACUCCCUCAGACCUUCUCACACUCCCUCAGACCGUCUGAGACUCUCUGAAACCCUUUCAGACUGUCUCAGACUCCCUUAGACCCUCUGAGACUCUCUUAAACUUAUUUAGACUCACUCAGACCUUUCUAGACUCCCUCAGACCCCUAGAGACUCUCCAAACCCUUUCAGUCACUCUGAAAAUUUUGUAGACUAACUUAGACCUUCUUAGACUCCCUCAAACCCUCUGCGACUCACUUUGCCCUUUUUAGACUUCCUCAAACCCUUUUAGGCUCUCUGAAACCCUUUCAGACUCUUUUAGACUCCCUCCGACUCUGUGAGACUUACUCAGACCUUCCAGACUCCCUUCAGACCCUUUGAGGCUCUCAGAAAUCCUUUUAGACUUUCUCAGACCUUCUGAGACUCCCUCAGACCCUUUUGAGACUCUUUCAGACUCACUCAGAACUUUUUAGACUCCCUUAGCCUUUCUGAGACUCUUUCAGACUCCCUUAGACCCCCUGGGAUUAAUUCAAAAUCUCUAAGCUGCUCCAGUCCUGGUCCUCCUGACCCAUUUUGUCUGACUCCUGACUGUUUGACUCGCUUUUAUGUGACUCUGUGUCCUGAUGCAGGGAUGGAGUGAACGAAGGAAUCGAGUGGAUGGUGAAGUGUGUGGUCAGAAACAUCCACAGACCUCCUCGACAGAAGGACAUCACAUAGGAGGGGGGGCUGGACUCUGUUGGACUGCGUUGGACUGUGAGGACUGUGAGGACUGUGAGGACGUAUCCCUGUGCUCUGGUCUAGGAGACUCUGAACUGUUUAAUAUUUGCUCUCAGAGUUUUAUCACAGACUGUUUCUGUAAAACUGUCCGUCUGCUCUGAUUGGACAUCAACCUGGUCACCUUUCUCUCCUGUUUCCUGAGUGAGCUCCUCUGACGGGCUGUGAUCCAGGACAAACACUAAUCAGGGUUUUGGUUCUGGUUGAAGUUUCUCACAGAUAAGCUGAUGUGACUGUGAAACUCUGUGUGUUUAAGAUUUCACCCCAUCCUGAUCCUGCAGCUGAGCUGAACUGCCGCUGCACCUCCAAGCUUUGAACCUUGAACCCUGAAACAGAGUCAUGAUGGCGUCCCAGUGUGUCACUACAUGCAGCACACACACACACACACACUCCCUCCCUCCAUGCCUCCUCUGUUACUCCUUCUGGGGGAUGAUCAGAGGAGGAGUGACCUCACCCACCUUCACACCUCUCUGCAGACAUACAGGUCAUUGAUUUCCUGCCUUUAAACUCCGCUAUAACAUAGAUUUGGGUCUUUUUCUGAGUGUUAAGAUUUCUUGACUUUCCUGAAUGCAUCAGAAAUUAUGGCUCUGACCUCCAUCCAACAGACAUAUUCAGAGUUGUUUUGUGGUCUUCAGGACUGACCUGACAAAGCUGGAAUUUAACUCUCUACUGAUCUUCAUCAGGAUUUUAUUUCAGCCUAGUUUUGAAUCAUUCACAGCAAGUCAAUAAAAAGUAAUUUGGUUUAAAGUGCAGAGCUUGGCCUGUGUGUGACUUUUCUCAGUGAAGCAGAGGAACAGCUGUAAACAUCCUCGUUG